CCGCAGCAGCAGCAACAGCAACUGAGAAACGUGAGUGAGAACUAAGUCGUUUCGGGGCCAGACGUUCAGCUCGCAUUCCUGCACACAUCGCGGAAACCCCAUAGAGCCAGGAAUCUGAGGGCUGGAAACUUCGGGUUAUGCUGCGUGACUUCCUGUUGGUCUACAAUCGGAUGACAGAACUCUGCUUCCAGCGUUGUGUGCCCAGCUUGCACCACCGAGCUCUGGACGCUGAGGAGGUGGGGAACUGUGAGGCCUGUCUGCACAGCUGUGCUGGGAAGCUGAUCCAUUCCAACCACCGCCUCAUGGCCGCUUACGUGCAGCUCAUGCCUGCCCUGGUACAGCGCCGCAUCGCAGACUACGAGGCUGUCUCGGCUGUGCCAGGCGUUGCUGCUGAGCAGCCUGGGGUCUCUCCAUCAGGCAGCUAGCCAUCCCCAACCCCAGGAGGGAAGGCCCUGGAUGGACCCUCAGAUUUAAGGACCCAGUGGACCUUAGGGUUGGUGAAUCCUAAACGGAGAGAAUUCGAGGUUGCCUGAAAACUGGCUGUCCUUGCUCCUUUUCCUGGAGCCAAUAUACUCGCUUUUUACUCUGUUUGAUUUAUAUUCUGGGCAAGGAAGCUUUGCAUACUUUAUUGGCAUAAUCCUUUGUUCUGUCAUGUAGCCAUAUCUGCUGGCUUCAGCCCUGGCAGCUGAUAAGUUGUCUUCUAUAUGUAGAAGGAAAACCUGAGUAUUUGCAGGCAUCUGGUUAAAGCAGGGUCUGUGUGUACAAUUUUAAAAUGAGUAAUAUGUCAGGCUUUAUCUUAGUUUACAACAAAACUACGAGUAAGCGGUAUUAGCCUCACUAAAUAGAUGAGGAAGCAAGAUUCCAGAAUGUACCAGAAGGCCAUUUGAUACAACAGGAGAUUGGUUCCUGCCCAGAUGACAGAAAAUGGGAGUUCUGUCUAGUUGUCCUUAAGUCUGACUGACUUCAAUGGCUUAUAACCGUGAACCAAGUAUUUGUUGGUUCAUAACUAUUGUUUUGUGAACUAUGUCUUAUAUGUCUAGAAUUCUGCUGGAUCUAGGGAAAGGAGAAGCUGUCGAAGUACAACGGAUCAAAAAACCACAGGGCUUUUGGGCACUGCCUCCUUGAGAAGUUAGUGGCCACAGAAGAGAGAUGAAACCUGUAAGAAGUCUGGAGUCUUGGAACUUCAGCCAUUUCCCCAGGUUGUUACUUUCUUAGCAUGUACAGUCUUCUCAGGAUGAGCAGUAAAACCUUUGAACCAAG
This is a messenger RNA of Chlorocebus sabaeus (green monkey), 1260 nucleotides long. RefSeq names its product translocase of inner mitochondrial membrane 10B (gene TIMM10B). Lineage: Eukaryota; Metazoa; Chordata; Mammalia; Primates; Cercopithecidae. The record is from RefSeq and is a predicted model, not a curated record.